AUGUUAAGAGACUUAAACCAACCACAAGGUGGUGAAGCAAAUGAAAUGUCAUAUGACGACAAAUAUAGACACUUCUCCAUGGCAAAGAUGAGACAAGUUUUAAAUAUUUACAAUAACCGUAAACAAAAAGGUUUGGGAAACCACUCCCCCGAAGAAAUGAAAAACAACCCUGACUUAGAGAAAGACUAUAUAUUUAAUAAUUUAGUCAAAAGAGACAAACAAGAAAGAAUGCCGGGCUUCAAACUUCAGAAAGGUGACAAAGUAAAAAUAGAAAUACCUAAACGCGACCCAUAUGAAAAUACUAUUGACUAUGACAACAAUGGGAACCCGACAGGUACUCACAUUCGUGUUCGUAAAAAUAGAAGAAAGUAUACAAGAGAAUAUUAUGAAGUUUUAGGCAAACAUGGCAAAAUGUACACACUGCAAGCAGAAGAUAAAACUACUAUUGUCAGACCUCGUUUCAAACUUGUCAAAGUUCAAGGUGGUAUACUUUCAAAGACAGUUCCUAACAAAUAUAAGACAACUCCUGACGAAUAUGCUAAAGAAGUUGAAAAUGACGACUAA
Messenger RNA from Trichomonas vaginalis G3, 564 nucleotides. RefSeq lists its product as uncharacterized. The transcript has a single exon. Lineage: Eukaryota; Parabasalia; Trichomonadida; Trichomonadidae. Bases 1 to 564 code for a protein of 187 amino acids. The record is from RefSeq and is a predicted model, not a curated record.